CUCCCAGCUGUGAUGGGCUCUGCUCCCUGACAAGCCACACGUGGUGCUGUCCCCGGGGGUUAAAAGCAGGACCGGAGCAGGGGUGGGGGCUUUGUGUCGGUGGUUGUGUCCAUGGAGGGUGAAUCGCCGCUGGAGCGGUACCUGGAGAGCUGCAGCGGGCAGGAUGACUUCUCCACUAGUCCUCAUCUGUUCACUCCUAUGAGCCCUUACGAUUUAGACCUUCCAAUUCAAGCAUCUUCCCAGUUAAGUCAGUCCAAGGAGCUCCAUACAGACUUCUCCUCCGUGGACCUCAGCUUUCUCCCAGAUGUCACCCAAGAUAACAAAGAACAAAACCUCUCCGAGGAUGGUCAUGAAACGCAGAAAGAGCUUGAUGGGUCACUACCAAGUCAGGAGGACAGUGGUGUUUUCAUGGAUGAAAGCAGCUUGUCGCAUCCAGGUGCAGCUCAGCCAUCUCCUGAAGCACCUGGCGUGUGUCCUCCCCUGACUCCCAUGACUCCGAUCACCCCGGCGACAUCUGCUUCAGAAAGUUCUGGAAUAGUCCCCCAGCUACAGAAUAUUGUGUCAACUGUAAACCUGGCUUGUAAACUGGACUUGAAGAACAUAGCUCUGCAUGCCAGAAAUGCAGAGUAUAACCCAAAGAGGUUUGCUGCUGUGAUUAUGAGAAUCAGGGAACCACGAACAACAGCCCUCAUCUUCAGUUCAGGAAAAAUGGUCUGCACAGGAGCAAAAAGUGAAGAGCAGUCAAGGCUGGCAGCCAGGAAAUACGCACGGGUGGUGCAGAAGCUCGGCUUCCCUGCCAAGUUCUUGGACUUCAAGAUCCAGAAUAUGGUGGGGAGCUGUGAUGUGAGGUUCCCCAUCCGGCUGGAAGGCUUGGUUCUCACCCACCAGCAGUUCAGCAGCUAUGAACCUGAACUAUUCCCUGGCCUGGUUUACAGGAUGGUCAAACCAAGGAUAGUGCUGCUUAUCUUUGUGUCUGGAAAAGUGGUACUGACUGGAGCAAAAGAUCGUUCUGAAAUCUAUGAGGCAUUUGAGAACAUCUACCCCAUUUUAAGAGGUUUCAGGAAACCAUCGUGACACGGCUCCCAA
Vidua chalybeata is the source of this 1086-nucleotide messenger RNA. It is a transcript of the gene TBPL2, whose product is annotated as TATA-box binding protein like 2. Bases 112 to 1074 code for a protein of 320 amino acids. Lineage: Eukaryota; Metazoa; Chordata; Aves; Passeriformes; Viduidae. Gene Ontology annotation, biological process: DNA-templated transcription initiation. The transcript has 7 exons. The record is from RefSeq and is a predicted model, not a curated record. Gene Ontology annotation, molecular function: RNA polymerase II general transcription initiation factor activity; DNA binding.